Geodia barretti is the source of this 609-nucleotide messenger RNA. NCBI's taxonomy places the organism in Eukaryota, Metazoa, Porifera, Demospongiae, Tetractinellida, Geodiidae. The record is from the annotation of a GenBank genome assembly.
GUGCACUAUUUAGAAUCAAACACAACCCGAGCUCCGUAAAGAGAUCGCCCGACAUGUAAAUGAAUGGCUAGUCCUACACCACACGUCCUGACGUCAGCUAGUAGCACGGAGGAGUCGGGAGAGGAGGCGAGGAGAGAGGGAGGUGGGAGAGAGAAGGAAGAACUGAUAGGGAAGAUACUGGAGCUCCAGAACACCCUCCACGACCUCACUCAGAGAGUCAACUCAGUGAAAGAGGAGAACUCAAAACUGAAGUCAGAGAAUGAGGUUCUGAACCAGUAUAUCGAGAACCUCAUGGCCACCUCAGGCAGUUUCAAAUCAUCUGACGGGAAAAAAUAAAGAUCCACCUCACCAACCUAACACUGCAUUCUCACACAAUUUUUUAUUUCAUUUCCACAAGUAUUUUCAAAAUAAUGAUAGAGUGUGUCUGAUAAAUGAGGGGCACUUGGGGCCUGGCACACAGGCAAAGCCUAGAGCUAAAGUGACUCCUAAUAGUAGUAGGGUAUGAGGUCAGGUUGGCUUGUAUAUAGCAGGUCAAGUGUGAAUGACUCGACUCAACUUCUGUACUCUGUUCAACAGCAAAUCUCCCUGCUUGAUGGUAGACUGGGGGAG